AUUUCUUUUUCUUUUUUUUUUCUUUUGAGACAGAGUCUCACUUUGUCACCCUCAAUAGAGUGCUGUGUCAUCAUAGCUCACAGCAACCUCCACCUACCUCGGCCUCCCAGAGUGCUGGGAUUACAGGCAUGAGCCACCAUGCUGGCCCUGAUUUCUUUGUUUUAGAUUGCUGACAGUUUAUCCAUUUACUGUCUGCUCUGCAGUCUUACCUGUGACACUCCAUUUCCUGGCUCGUUAGUGUCACUUUGCUUCACAGCCUUCUAAUCAGGCUGCCAGCCCUUCUAUGCCCAGACCUGCAUUUAGUCUGCUUCUUUGUUUUUUUUUAUAUGACACAGGGACAACAUUCUGCUCGAGAUAGACGUCUUUUGAGGGAUUGAAUGGUUUGCCAAGUACGAGCCCCUAAGUGAAGAAGUCAUCAGCUGGGGGCAUUAUUACUCAGUGACAACCACACACACUCCCUCCCACAGCCCGGGCACCAGGGUUCAUGUCAAUCAUCUCCUUAAUUCACACCGUUCCUCUGGGGGAGGUGCUCCAAGCCCCAUUUUGCAGAUGACACACCUGACCACAAUCACCCAGCUAUUAAGAACAGACACAUGAGAUUGGAGUUUGUCCUGAUUCCAAGGUCCAUGCUCUGAAUCACCUGGCAAUCCUUCAGCAGCUGACAGAAUCCUUCCCUCAGGAACCAGGCACAGACGUACCAGGCGCAUCCUGCAGGCAACGUGGUAAGCCGGGGCACCCCCGGAGGACCACACCCUAAGUUAAACUCUCCCAAAUUUUCAUGUUUAUUAGACAGCUACUCUGCUAGGAAAGACAGUUCUUUGACACUGUGGCCCUUGCUUCCUGCACAUAUAGCAGAGCUGAGAAGCAGCAGUGUGAACCCUGGGGCAGCUGGGCCGGGGGAGAACAGCUUCUUCAGGCUGCGUGGGGCAGGAAGCCUCCGGACAUGUCCUCCCUCUCUUGUUCUGCUUGUUCAGGUAGGUGAGCUGCACAGAGGGAAGUGGUACUGAGUAUUUCCUGGACAGCUUAUUUCUCUUGCAGAAGAAGAUACGUCCACACAAUGGAACAGGAGGCCCCAACUUGGGAGAAGAUGGGGAGGAUUAGAAGGAUGGUGAGGGCAUGGUGUCCAGAAUCCCACUCCGGGAAGACGUCAUUACAAGAAGCUUCUGGUUGACAAAUACUGUCUGGUAUUUCCUUGAUGGUUUUUUACCCUCACACCACAAUCCCUGAUCUCUGUGGUCCAGAUGCAAAUGCAAAUUACCUGAGUCAGUGGGCAGGUGACUCAGCAGCGCCCCUUUAAAGCAACACUGGGAUCAGUGACUGCGGGGGCAGAAGCCAUGGCUCACAGACACCACUUCUCCUGCUUGGCCUUGGUCUGCUGGUUGCUGGUGACUGUGGCAGAAGGACAAGAGGUGCUCACCCCUGCCCCUCCUGGAGGCCCACAACAUAACGUGGACCCUACAGACUGCCAGAUCUUUACACUCACGCCUCCACCCAUCACGAGGAACCCAGUAACAAGCGUCCAGCCCCUCACAAGGACACCCAAGUUUCUCUUCCAUUUUUUUCCACAAGGACCCAGAGUCUACCUUAGGUUUCCAAACAGACCUUUCUUUCUUCCAAAGUGCAACCACCGUUUUCAGUUCCGGCCAUUUUUCUGGCCAACCCGUCCCCGUCUUCCUCAUAGAUUUUUCUACAGAAGAAAACUCCAAAGAGGAAGCUCAUCUGAGGAGAGCUGAGGGGAAAAAGAAGCCCAAACACACUGAAGCAAAAGAGAACAAUCCCUCAGAGAAGGCAAGAAAAAAAUGUAUUUUCUCUUUCCAAACUAAAACCAUUUGAAAAAUUUGAAGAUUACGUAUCCUAAACACCACUGGCUAGAAAUUAUUCUCUUUGUCAACAAGUGAAGAUGCUGAGUUAUAGGCUAUUUAUGAAUAAAAAAUAGUCCAGUGACAAUGUUAUUCUUGUCCUUGACUUUUUAUGGUCACAAGAUAUUUAUGCAAAUAAAAUCUUUAAAUGGGUAGUUCCAAUAAUUCCUGUCCAUAUUGAGAUGCAAGAAAAAUCAACUUCCUGUCUCAAAUAGAAAGCAUUUAAAUAAAAUGAGAUAAUUAUAAAGCAAAUGAAGUUUGUUUUUUUUUUUUUUUGUUUUUGUUUUAGAUAGACUCUCACUCUGUUGCCCUGGGUAGAGUGUGGUGGCGUCAUCAUAGCUCAUGGCAACCUCAAACUCCUGGAUUCAAGUGAUUCUCCUGCCUCAGCCUCCCCUAUAGCUGGGACUACAGGCUCCCGCCACAAUGUCUGGCUAGUUUUUCUAUUUAAUAGAGACUAGGUCUCACUUUAGCUCAUGCUGGUCUCAAACUCCUGAGCCCAAGCAAUCCACCCUGCCCCAGACUCCCAGAGUACUGGGAUUACAGGUGUGAGCCACCAUGCCCGGGCCAUGACAUGAUUUUUUAACACUCAUCAGAAAACCUACGGAGAAAGUACCUUGACAAAGUGAACUUUUAAAAAUAUUAUAAAGCUUAAAGCGAAAAAAGUUAUGGGGAGUCUGGCACUAGAUAAUACUUUAAAGAUAUAAACUGAAUUAUCUAAUGCAUUUUUUUAACUUUAGUAUCUAAUCGACUUUAAUGUUAACUUUUAGACAGCCAGUGCAAAUGAGAUUAAGUAUCAAUAUCACGAUUUCUGCUAUUGUCAUAUAGAUAUUGGCUAAAAUGGUAUACUUCCCCUUCAGGUGGUUGUAAGUGUAAAGGCCUGAUUAAAAGGUUACAUGGAUGUUCUCGGUAAUUGUGGAACUUUACAGACAUGAGUUCACUGAACUUUGGGAACCCUGUAUUCUCGUGUGCAAUAUGAGAAACGAAUCUCACAGAUUGCAUUCACGGGUUAUUUGUUGGGACACUCCGUAAAAUUCUGCCCCCUGUUUAUGCCACUCAUCUUGCCAGUCACACAGGAACUUUGGAUUUGUAUACAGGUCAGUGGCUUGCACCUGUCCCUCCCGAGAACACGCGUAAAUAUUGCUGCUGCU
Molecule: messenger RNA, 3007 nt
Organism: Nycticebus coucang (slow loris)
Lineage: Eukaryota; Metazoa; Chordata; Mammalia; Primates; Lorisidae
Gene: ODAPH
Product: odontogenesis associated phosphoprotein
Exons: 2
Coding region: 1335-1733 (132 amino acids)
Biological process (GO): positive regulation of enamel mineralization
Source: RefSeq, a predicted model, not a curated record